This is a messenger RNA of Arabidopsis thaliana (thale cress), 339 nucleotides long. Its product is annotated as F-box/kelch-repeat protein. Bases 1 to 339 code for a protein of 112 amino acids. The transcript is spliced from 2 exons. The record is from RefSeq and is marked reviewed. Lineage: Eukaryota; Viridiplantae; Streptophyta; Magnoliopsida; Brassicales; Brassicaceae.
AUGCAUUCAUCCAUUUUUUCAUAUCUAAGGAAGAAAAAGGUGGAAGUGAUUGUUCCAUCAUCACUACCAGACGACGUCAUAGAGGAAAUCUUCAUAAGACUUCCAGUGAAAGAACUAAUCCGACUCAAGUUUUCUCUUCCACAAGAAUGGAGAUUGAGGAUCGAGUCUCAUGGUUUCGGCCCACGAUUCCACAUAUAUAACCCGAAACUGCACCCCAUGUUCACAUAUUUGGCAAAUGGUGGUCGAACUUGGAUUUACCUAAGUACAAUAUUCACAACACCAUUGGCUUCAAUUGGAGCUGCUGGCUCUAGAAGUCGAUCCCUUAGUCUUCCCGCCUAA